Molecule: messenger RNA, 4278 nt
Organism: Siniperca chuatsi (mandarin fish)
Lineage: Eukaryota; Metazoa; Chordata; Actinopteri; Centrarchiformes; Sinipercidae
Gene: cpped1
Product: calcineurin-like phosphoesterase domain containing 1
Exons: 6
Coding region: 158-1099 (313 amino acids)
Molecular function (GO): hydrolase activity
Source: RefSeq, a predicted model, not a curated record
GCAGCGAAAGUCACACAGUCACAAACAGGCAGUGUAGUCGACCACCGAUAGCGUCAGCGAGUCGCAAAGACAGCUGAGGUGACCCAACAGCUACACACUGACAGGCUCACAAGUCACACAUUAGUUUGCUCGGACAACUCUUUAACCAUUGGAUCUUAUGGCUGAGAGUGAGGAUAUCUUUCUCAGGGCUAAACAUCGGACAUUCAGCGGACUGAUUGAAGAUGCAGAACGUGAGUGGAUGGGACCAUUUUGCUUCAUCCAGGCCGCAGACCCCCAGCUUGGGCUGAUGAAGGCCUGGAGGGAGGGCGACUGCGAUGGUGGAGGGGACGAAUGGGCCGAGGAGGUUGAGCUCACCAAGCAGGCUGUGGAGGCCGUAAACCAGCUCAGACCCAGGCCAAGGUUCAUGGUGCUGUGUGGCGACCUAGUCCACGCCAUGCCAGACACCCCAUUCAGAGAAGGUCAGGAGCGAGAUCUGAAGGCGGCCUUGAAGGGGACAGAUCCCUCCAUCCCGCUGGUAUUUGUGAGUGGGAACCAUGACCUGGGCAACACCCCCACCCCUAGGACAGUGGAGCAGUACUGCAGUGCUUGGGGGAACGACUAUUUCAGCUUCUGGGUGGGUGGAGUCCUCUGCCUAGUUCUGAACUCCCAGUUGUUCUAUGACGCCUCGGCCUGCCCUCAGCUGAAGGACGCCCAGGAGACGUGGCUGGAGGAGCAGCUGAGCCGAGCCUCCUCCUCAACGGAAUCCAAACCCAAACACAUCCUGGUGUUCCAGCACAUUCCUCUGUACUUAAAGAGCCCUGAUGAGGAGGACGACUACUUCAACCUGCAGAGGGUAGUCAGACAAAACCUGCUGGAAAGGUUCAAGAAAGCAGGGGUGAAAGCGGUCUUCUCCGGCCAUUAUCACCGAAACGCCGGCGGUUGCCACGACGGCCUGGACAUGGUUGUGAGCUCGGCCAUCGGCUGCCAGCUCGGCGAGGACACCCACGGCAUCAGGGUGGUGGUGGUGACUGCCGACGGUGUCAUCCAUCGCUACCACAGCCUGGAGCAGCUGAGGGUGCGAGGAAUGGACGAGGACCUCAGGAAGCUCCUGCAGGCCUGAGGGCCAAAGGAGGGAAAAUCAGGAAAAACUUGGCUUGUCAACAACAACAAACUCAGUUGUGUUUUUUUUUUGUUGUUGUUUUUUUUUUUUUGCGCGUGAAUUGUUUAGUGCUCUUCCAGGCACACAACAAGGGGUUUCUGGAGACUGGCACGUUGGUCAACUCAUGUGUCAGCAGCUAAGAAUGUGAGAUAUUAAAAUCAUUUAUACCGUUCCUAGUAGAUCAUUUUCUCCAAUAUGAGAAGCUAAAACUUAGGCUUAUGAUCUACCAGUGACAGUCUCAUCAAUAAUGUUGAAGUUGACCAAUGGCCCAAUCUCCAAAAAUUCUGUAUAUUAAUUAAAAUAAUAAAAUAAAUAAUUUUAAAGAUUUAUAUUGAGGCAUGUUUGGCCAGAAAUAAGAGGAAAGCAGUGAAUUUAAACCAUAAAAGAUGCAACUACAUGCCAACUACACAUUAUAAAGUGUCCAGAAUCUUAUGAUAAAAUUAAAUUGAGUUUAUGUUCUCUCUCCACUGAAUGUUUUCCUAGGUGCACCUCUUGCCAGAUGUUAUUUUCUCUGCCCCCGCUGCCCUAAAAGAGGCACACAAAGAUCAUUGAAUGUGUUCUAAAACUAGUGGUUCUUUGGUGGAGAAGCACAACCUUACGCACAGUCCUCCUGUAUGAGAAGGAGACUGACAGCCACUCUGCCUGUGCAGUGUAAAUGUUAAAAGUUCCAGACAAUACGCUAUGGUAAAGUCAGAUGUUGUCAGUGUAACUUUAAAUAUAUCCAAACUUUUUCAUUGUUAAAGAAGGAUUCCACCUUAAAACAUUGAAGCGUUAGUCAAAACAACCACUGGACAUGUUGCCUGUAUAUCAGGGUGCAUUUUGUUGUUUGGUGGUGCAGUUUUCUUCCUGUUUCUGCAGAUUACCGUGGUAACAGUGCAAAGAUAAAUUUAUCAUAAAAGAAUUUAGGAAUGUUCUUUGAAGGCUGUUGAAAAGCAUCAUGGGAGAUGUAGGAAAUCCCAAAGUUACAUUUCAAAGAUACAUUUCAGCUCCUCAUCCCAAAAUGACUAUCUAACAGUGUGAGCGUAUUAAAGGGUGGAAUUUUCCUUUAAUGAUCCUAAAAUAUCCAGCUGUCGUAGCUAUUUCUACUAUGUUUGCUGUUGCUGCAGUUUAAUGCCUUGUUGGCUAUCCUAUGCAAGCUAUUCACAUCACCAUAUUGUUUGUGUUUUUUGUUCAAUGUUUAUCGUGGUACGUUGUUUGAAUGACCUGGAAGAAGUGGAGUUAACUGCUGACCUCUGAUCAGACUGUGACAGUUGAUUGUCACUUCCACUGCCCAUACAGGCUGAAGAUGACUGUUCAGAGUAACUGAGAAGCUUUUUUUUACUGUCCAGACAGUCUACUGUUUUACAUAGUCUUUGAAUAUAUGUUGAUUUGAGAGAUUAUUCUUAAUCCAUAUUAAUUAUAACAGAAAUGACAAUCUUGUUUCUGACUAAAACUGAUUUGAAAGUUAUAAUCCUUAAGAAUUCAGCCCUGGUUGAUAAUUUUGCCACAGGUGUCGCCUGUGGCAAUAUUUUAUGAUUGACCGAUCCACUGCAAAAAAAUCGUCUUGUUUUGUAGAUGCAUUUUGAUGAAAAAUCACUGUCAACACUAACCUCCAUGACAAAUACACAGCCUUUCCUGUGACUGCUUCCCAAUAAAAGCUAGUUUUCUUCAAUUUUAACAUGAAGCAGCAGCAGUAGGAAAUGGUUGGUUUGCACUAACAGUAACUUAAUACAGCUAUCAGUAAGAUAAAGUUACAAGCAGUAACGCUGGAUAACAUACAUGAUUUCAUGUGAAUCCCCUGUUUGUGUGAAGGGAAUUUAAGCCAGCGCGGGAAUGGCGGACCCCGCUACUAACAGGAAAACUAUUAUAUAAAGAAGUAAUUAAAGAAACACAUUAAAUGGCUAUUUCAGAAAACAUGGGACCAUAAAUAAUAACAAAAAUGGGGUUUGCUUUUCAUGAAAAUCUCAAGGAUACUAACUUAACUUAAUUUCUUUUUUCUUUGUUGGGCAAUAUAGCAGAGCUUAUUUGUGCCCUAAUACAUUUCUCCUGCAUUUUGCAAUAUCCAUUUGGUUUCUUCUAGUUACUUGUUUAUGAAAGGGUAGAUCAAACUUGUUUUCUCCUCAAUGUGAUGUUUUUGUGAUGAAAAUAUUUCAUCAUUGGAUCAGAGUUUAAAUCAAAAUGUAAGAUGCAACAUUUAAAUCACACCUAAUUGGUUUAAUCUGCCUGAGAUCCUUGCUGUGAACUCUGCACAUACAGAAGUGCUCGGUGCAUAAAAUGAAUAAAGUGUGGUUGCAUUGUUAAAUGAUAAACUAUAAAGGACUGGUGUUAGGCGGUUAAAAGUGAUGUGAUCUGUUGGUGAUUAAUGGUGGGAGGAGCACAGUAUUUCCUCACUGUUUAGUCAUAGCUGAAACAACCUCACAGUGUUACAGCCUACUAGCUGCAGGCUUAUUUGGAAGCUCACAGUCCUGAAAUUGUCUUUAAAAUGGACAUUACUGCAACAAAAUGACUUUCUCUGUGAGCCCUAAAUGACUCUACUCGAUUACACUUUCCACACACACAGACUCUCACACUCGCCCUGACCGACUGGGAAUUUAAGAGAGUUGUCAUGGCAACCCUUUAGCAACACAUCUGUGUGUCUUGGAGAGAGACUGCGAGUGUUGCAGAGAAAGUGUACGUACUCCCCAUGUCUGUGUGUGUGUAUGUCUGCGUGUGUGUGUCCGUCCGUGGUCUGGUGGGUACUGUAGGUGAUUUUCCAUCAGCGAUGCGAUCGCUGACCUCAUUUCACACUGACGGGUUCUGUCUCUUUUCCAAAAAGUCAGCAUGUGAUGAAGGGAGGAGGGGGUGUCUGAGAGGAAUGGAUAAUGAGUGUGAUGUGUGAAAGACGACUCAGUCCAUCUCCUUCAUUUCCUGUUUGAGAAGGAACCUUAUGUCCUUAUCUAUUUUUAUAUCCUCAUGGUAGCCGAGCUCAAUCACAUUGUUCUUUAUCUUUUUUGUGUGUAUGAAUGUGAAUUUGUUUUAGAGCACAUUUGCUCUAUGAAUUGGGGAACAUCACAUGCUUUGACUUGUUCCUGUGUUGAAUUCUAAUGAAUGACCAUACUGAACACCGUGACUGUGACAUGAUUGGUUGUAUUUUUAUAAUAAAUUUUGAUUUUAUCUAAUGA